AUGAGCGCAAUGGAAGGAGGAAGCUCGCACAAUCCUCAGCCACAGGAAGUUCUUCCUCCAGGCAAUGCAGACCAUGGAACUCUGGGAGACAAGAUCGUGAUCGCGCUAGUUGGUCUUCCUGCCCGAGGAAAGACUUACAUAGCAAAGAAGCUGCAGCGGUACCUGUCGUUCUUCCAUGGAGCGCCGACCAGAGUUUUCCACUUGGAGACGUACAGGAAGAAGAGAUUCAGCGAGAGGAACGAGAGCGACUUCUCGUUCCUCUCCGACGAGACGAAGGAGAGGGAGGUGUGCGUGUUGGACGCGCUAAACGACAUCAAAGACUUCAUUGAGUCCAAGUCCAACAUCAUCUUUGUGGAGUCCGUGUGCGAGGAUCAGACGAUCGUCGAGCAGAACAUCAGGGCCACGAAGUUAAACCUGCCGACCUACCAUGGCAUGUCGGAGGACAGCGCGAUCGAGGAUUUCCGCAAUAGGAUCCUGAACAACACAAGUCACUACCAGACCAUGUGUGAGGCAGACAAGGACUUCAGUUGGAUCAAGACUGUUGACGGGGGGAAGCAGGUCGUCUUGAACAAGAUCUUCGGGUACCUCCCCGGCCGCAUCGCCUCGUUUGUCAUGAACCUGCACACGACUCCCAAGAGCAUCUACCUCACCCGCCAUGGCGAGAGUAACUACAACGUAAAGCAGAAGAUCGGAGGAGAUACAGAGCUUUCUCCACAUGGCGAGGAGUUCGCUACCUGCCUGGCCAGGUGGGUGCAGGACAACGUGGACGAGGACGAGGACGAGGACGAGGACGAGGACGAGGACGAGGACGAGGACGAGGACAAGGACGAGGACGAGGACAAGGACAAGGACAAGGACAAGGACAAGGACAAGGACAAGGACAAGGACAAGGACGAGGACUAG
Molecule: messenger RNA, 903 nt
Organism: Guillardia theta CCMP2712
Lineage: Eukaryota; Cryptophyceae; Pyrenomonadales; Geminigeraceae
Exons: 9
Coding region: 1-903 (300 amino acids)
Biological process (GO): fructose metabolic process; fructose 2,6-bisphosphate metabolic process
Cellular component (GO): cytosol
Molecular function (GO): ATP binding; fructose-2,6-bisphosphate 2-phosphatase activity; 6-phosphofructo-2-kinase activity
Source: RefSeq, a predicted model, not a curated record